GGGUAGUAGAAAAUCCAGGAAAACAGAAAAAUGGGAAUAAAGUCAAAAAAAUCGUAUGACCGGCGAAUUUCUUCGCGGAUUAAGCGAUAUAACGUGUGUGGUUCGUCAUAUCAUCUUCACAGUCCUGUUGUGUGGGACACUGUUUGUGUGUCUGUGCGAUGGGAAUCAAUGACUGGAGUCAGUGUUAUGGAGAUAGUGCCCUUGGACUUUUGUUCGUUUUUCAACAACCGAGCACCAAGUCCACAGGUUAAUCUCCGAAAUUGCACCUGGUUUAAGAAAAGCAGCUGCUGUACGCAAGAGGAAAUUGACGCCACGUUUGGAACAGUAAAGCCUUUGCCGGGCAGCACGCCAGGGUGCCAGAGGUACACGAACUACUUGAUGUGCCGUUCCAGAACUAGUUUUACCGACAGGAGAAGCUGACGGUGUGUGAGGAGUUCUGUAAUGCCUGGCUCGGUUAUAGGCAGAUUGUACUCGAAUGGCUGGGAGUAUUGUGAGAAGCGGAACUACCAGUGUGAACCCAUGGAGAGCCAAAACUGUUUCACCUUUGACUUCGCCCUUGAAAACACAUCCGGUGCGUCUGAAAACCGUGUGAUCUUCGUUGUGGAGUUUUUAUUGGCAGCAGCAUUUUUACUGAACUUGAAGCCAUGACAGUCGGUUUGAUAUUACGUCUGAAUUAAUCUUUUUCAGUAUUGGGUGGUGUAUUUUCCGAUUCAUUGUUAACUCAUGGACAUUGUUAUACCAUAAUAUAUUUGUGGUGAUUGUAAAGUCGUGAUAAUAUGAUGCAUUUGAAACUAUGUCAUCCAAUUUAUGUUUACAAAAAAGUGGUUGGAAGAGAAAAUACAUAUAAAAUGUAUUUGUUGUAAAAUGUAGAUCGACAAUUGAACUAUUAUUAAUAUUGAACCUAUAUUUUCAAAUAGAUGUACAAUUAAAGAAAAGUUUGAAUCAUAAUCAAUAACACUGUGUUCUUUUUUCAUUUCUUUUUCGUUUUGUCUGUUCUACAUCUGUUUCGUAAUAAACUAAACAAACUCGUAAAUCAGUUAUACAAAACACAGUCGCAUUGCCAUUUCGCACUGAAGAGACAUCUAAAAUAUGGCUACGGAAAGUCAGUUCCAAUUAUUCAAAGAACGUUUGUCAUCUCGUUGCU
This is a messenger RNA of Mya arenaria, 1144 nucleotides long. RefSeq lists its product as uncharacterized. The transcript is spliced from 4 exons. The coding region runs from base 31 to 420 and encodes 129 amino acids. The record is from RefSeq and is a predicted model, not a curated record. NCBI's taxonomy places the organism in Eukaryota, Metazoa, Mollusca, Bivalvia, Myida, Myidae.